Molecule: messenger RNA, 1674 nt
Organism: Pseudopodoces humilis (Tibetan ground-tit)
Lineage: Eukaryota; Metazoa; Chordata; Aves; Passeriformes; Paridae
Gene: BATF
Product: basic leucine zipper ATF-like transcription factor
Biological process (GO): regulation of transcription by RNA polymerase II
Cellular component (GO): nucleus
Molecular function (GO): RNA polymerase II cis-regulatory region sequence-specific DNA binding; DNA-binding transcription factor activity, RNA polymerase II-specific
Source: RefSeq, a predicted model, not a curated record
GCCACGUGUGCCUCUCCUGCUCUUAUAUUGCCUGAAAAUGGACACUCUGGGAAGCACAAAGGAAGCUGGGGCCAUGGCCCCCUGCCAUCACCAGUAAAUCUACCCCUGGGUGGAUCAGCCCUUCUGGUUAAACGGGUCACUGCCCUUCCUCUUUGGGCCUUCCCCAUCAUCACCGAACGAGACUGCCACCGAGAUGAGUCAAACCGUCAGACAACAUCUGCAUCCUCCGCACACCACGUCCAUGCGCUUGGAUAGUUCAACUGGUGGGCUCAGCCCAGGCAGCGGAAGCAAAGAAACCCUGGUUGACUCGGGGGCGUCUGGUAGCUGAACCUUUUCAGUGUCCCAAGCACAGCUGGGUGAUCUGGUUCAUUUUUGACUGAUCCCAGAAGGUAGACGAGGCCUGUGAAGACAGCGGUGAGAGAAAGUCUGGCCUUGAAUGGAUGUACUCUACCAGGGUUUGAGAUCUGCUGACCUGUAGACUCUUGCAUAACUCCAUCCUCUCAUCCCUAGCUCCGGACCUGAAAAGGUGGCUGAGAAAACAGCUUCAUUAAUAACCCUGAACACUCACUCAGUGCUGAAGUGACGAGCGUUAGAAAGAGUCUGUGAAGAAAUGGAAAAGCAGAAUGUUGGAGCACACUGAUUUGAGGACAAGAUGAAGUUUCCGGCCACGUGACUUUCAGCUUACAUCCCUGAGGUUCUGAGAAACCACAGGAGGCUGAGACCUAAAGGGAAGGUGCAGAGGCUCUGAGAGGAGAGGCAGCGAAAGUGUCGGAGUGCUGUGCAGGAGGACAGAGUGCUUCUGGGACGGGUGAGAGAAGGGAGCCAAGGGCCACAUCAGAGGUGACAGAGGAGGACAGAGGAGAGGCAGAGAAGCAAGACUGAAAGCAGGCACACCAAGAGCACAAAGGAAGCUGAAGAGAACCUGGGAGCCAGGAACAGCAGCCAUGCCCCACAGCUCUGACAGCAGUGAUUCCAGCAGCUUCAGCCAGUCUCCCCCUCCCAGUAAGCAGGACUCUUCUGAUGACAUGAGGAAAGUCCAAAGGAGGGAGAAGAAUCGCAUUGCUGCCCAGAAGAGCCGCCUGAGGCAGACCCAGAAAGCAGACACACUGCACUUGGAGAGUGAGGACUUGGAGAGACAGAAUGCUGCCCUGCGCCGGGAGAUCAAGCAGCUGACAGAGGAAAUGAAACACUUCACCUCGAUGCUGAGCUCCCAUGAACCGCUCUGCUCCAUCCUGACACCCCCUCCACCACCUCCAGAAGUGAUUUAUGCCACACACUCUUUUCACCAGCCCCAUAUUAGCUCCCCACGCUUCCAGCACUGAGCCAGCCAGCAGGACAGCAGCCUGCCAGCUCCACUGAUGCCAAGAAGUAACUUUGUGGGGCUUGCUUUUCCAUCCAUGGGAAGGAAUUGGACAGAUGGACACUCCUUCUUAAAGUAUGUAUUCUGGGUGAUUUUCCUAAGACUUGCUCCCUGUGCAGAAAUGGCAGAGCCACUAUGAGGCAUAUUUGGACAGUUUCCAGCUUGGAUUCUGGGAGGAAGAGGCAGUCACAAAAGGGCACCAACCCCCUUCUCUGGUCCUUGCUUGGGGAGACUCACAGGAGUGUGCAGCACUGGCAGCCUCCAUAAGAGCAGCUGGCUGUGGCACGCAACAGCCAGACCUCCAGGAAGAGGAA